Molecule: messenger RNA, 1116 nt
Organism: Fusarium oxysporum Fo47
Lineage: Eukaryota; Fungi; Ascomycota; Sordariomycetes; Hypocreales; Nectriaceae
Exons: 5
Coding region: 1-1116 (371 amino acids)
Source: RefSeq, a predicted model, not a curated record
AUGGUUAAUAUUCUCACCAAAAUCGGCUUUUCCGCCGUCGUUAUCCUCGCCGUCCUUUUCCAGAUCUUCCUUCAAGAGACAAUAUGGCUGUUCCUCGGCGUCGGCAGGGUCAUGCAGCCGCUCGCUGAUUUCCCCUACACGUGCCGCAAGAUCGUUGAUCCGCGUAUGGAAGCUUGCGAGGAUAUGUGGUUAUCUCAAUCUACGAGGCAAAUGUUCCUUGCUUGUUCGGACCCUAUUGCGCGGAAGCAUUGGAUGCCCAGUGUUGGUCAUCUGAAUAUUUCCGACGCCUGGUUCUCCGGCACUUUCGGAGACGGGCUCAUCAAUGUGGUGGGCUUCACCGGAAUGGAAAACUCUGAUGGCGGCAUUGACUUGAUGAUUGUCAACCUGCGACCUUCUGUUGAUGGUGAGAGUGGAAAGCUUCUCGAUCAAUAUGUUUCCGGCGCGAAUACAACCAUUGAGCAUUUUGCAACGAGUGCUGAAGCAACUGAGCUGAAACAUGUUCGCACCUAUGCUGAUCAAGGCAUUGCCACCCCAAACCGUGUUGCGGUUCUGGAUGAUAAGACGUUUUACAUUACAAAUGACCACGGGCCCCACAAACAUGGCUGGCGAUAUCAUCUAGCUAUGCUUUUAGGCUCCGCCAACAUCCAUUUCUGCGAAGCAAACAAACCCUGCAAAGAAGUCGUAAACAACCUCAAAUUCCCCAACGGCCUCGCCCGCAAAGACGACAUAAUCUACGUUCCGGACUCCAUAACCGGCACUCUGUACAUCUACCGCAUUCUGCCGAAUAAAGAGCUCGAAAAGAUCGACGAGGUAAAGCUCGGCUACGGUCUUGACAAUGCUUCUAUUGACGAGAACGGGGAUAUCUGGAUAGCUGCUUUUCCCGUUACUGCUGCCAUUUUCCAGGCGUAUGAGGAUCCGUAUAAUGCUCACACUCCUGCUGCUGUGCUGAGGGUGAGGAAGGUUGACGGGAAGUACGUGGUUGAUAAGGUUAUUGAGGAUGCGGAUGGUGAGGUUCUUCCUGCUGCUACGACGGUUGUGCAUGAUGCGAAGACGGGAAGGCUUUUCUUGAGCAGCGUUAUUUCACCAUUUAUCGCUGUUUGCGAGCCAAAGGUUUGA